GUGGACUUUCUUGGAUUCUUUUCACCAUCAAGGCUUAGCAUUGUCAACAUCACAAACAAGAACAAGAAUGCGGUAGUAAAGAAAGGACAUUUUGUACCACGCAUAUCAACUAUUACAUACAUAGUGACUCUCUGUCACUCUACAACUUCUCAGCAAAAAUGGCAGACUUCAAUAGGGCAACUUUGAUGGCCAUGUUGCCGGAAUGGUCAUUAACACUCUCGCUAAUCUUUGCUGGAUGUUGUUCGAAUGCAUAUUAUCUAGAACAAGCAACUAGAAUUCAACCUGCAUGCGGUACAUUACUCACUUUUCUUCAAUUCAUCUUUACCACGCUACAAAUGUUGCCAACACAAUUACGAUUUCGAGAUGAAAAGACGGGAAAACGGUACAUUCGUCCUCGCUUCGAAUCACCAAAAAUUCCUCUGAAACGAUGGUCUGCUCAAGUGGCAAUGUAUUUUGGUACAACGAUUCUCAAUAAUACGGCCUUUAGCUUUCACGUUCCCGUUCCUGUUCAUAUAAUCUUUCGAAGUGGUGGUUUGGUUGUAAGCAUGUUGGCAGGAUAUUUUUUGAGAGGAAGACGAUAUACACCUACGCAAAUCGUUUCAGUCUUGCUCGUCACUGCAGGUGUGAUCAUUUCCACUCUGGCUACAACACCUGAAUCGGGAGAUGAUAGCGCUUCUGCUUCUUCUGGACCUUCAGCAACGACGUAUUUCGCUGGGAUUGGACUUUUGACCGCUGCUUUGUUUGUUUCAGCAGUGAUGGGGUUGUAUCAAGAGCAGACAUAUGGCGUCUAUGGCAAACAACACUGGCAAGAAGGGUUAUUCUACAACCACUUCCUCAGCUUGCCCUUAUUCGCUUUGCGUGCCACUUCAAUGCAUUCGCUACUCUCGCCUGGUGCAAUCUAUGAUCUCCGACAAUGGUUCAAUGUUGCUUUCGGAUCAUUUUCAUUUUUGCCCAUUGGCUUUGGAUCGGCAACAUCUUCUUUGCCCUCGAUUGGCAUUAUUAUGCCAAUCUUGAUACCCGCUUUGGCACUAAACGUUCUUACACAGUUGAUUUGUGUAAAUGGAGUAAACAGAUUAACGGCAAUGUGUUCUAGCUUGACGGUCACUCUUGUCUUGGUCGUUCGCAAAGCCGUUUCGUUGGCUAUCAGUGUGCUGAUCAUUGCACCUGCUUUAGGUGAGGAAGUUCACGGGAAAGGGAUGCUUUUCGUUGGUGCAACAUCGGUGCUGAUCGGCACAUUGGGAUACGCCUUGGGCACUGCAUCUACCUCCAAAGACGAAAAGAAGAAAGAGGAAGAUAUAAAGACUGUCAAAACGCAAGCACGAAGUACCGCCAUUUCAGAUCGUAGCAACGGCAAAGCAAAAAGAAGAGGAUAA
This is a messenger RNA of Meira miltonrushii, 1373 nucleotides long. RefSeq names its product UAA transporter. Gene Ontology annotation, cellular component: endoplasmic reticulum membrane; Golgi membrane. Gene Ontology annotation, molecular function: UDP-N-acetylglucosamine transmembrane transporter activity. The record is from RefSeq and is a predicted model, not a curated record. The coding region runs from base 159 to 1373 and encodes 404 amino acids. The transcript is spliced from 2 exons. Gene Ontology annotation, biological process: transmembrane transport. NCBI's taxonomy places the organism in Eukaryota, Fungi, Basidiomycota, Exobasidiomycetes, Exobasidiales, Brachybasidiaceae.